Messenger RNA from Chaetomium globosum CBS 148.51, 207 nucleotides. RefSeq lists its product as uncharacterized. The coding region runs from base 1 to 207 and encodes 68 amino acids. Lineage: Eukaryota; Fungi; Ascomycota; Sordariomycetes; Sordariales; Chaetomiaceae. The record is from RefSeq and is a predicted model, not a curated record. The transcript has 2 exons.
AUGGACUCUUCCCAGACAACCCAACAGCAAAAAGACACCAACCAGCCGACCGGUGGUAACCCGCUGCAGAAGGCAACCGAUAGUGUGAAGAAUGCAUUCCAGGCACACACUGCACACCCUGGUCCAGCCAUUCCCAAGGAAUUCAAUGUCAAGGAGGAGGGAACCAAGGAGGAACGCCGGGCUAAGGCAGAAGAGUUGAACAAGUAA